AUGCCCAUUGAGGCUCUCCCCCAGGCCACACUCCGAGCCAUCGGGUCUUCCUCGGUCAUCUCCGAUCCCUGUUCGGUGGUGAAGGAGCUCAUCGACAAUGCCCUGGAUGCUUCGGCCUCAUCGUUGGCAAUCGAGAUAUCUUCCAAUACCAUCGAUGUAAUUCAGCUGAAAGACAAUGGCCAUGGAAUUCCAGUAGAUGAUCACCCAUUCGUCUGUCAGCACGCGUUCACCAGCAAGAUCCAGACUACCAAUGACCUCAAAAAUGUCGGCGGCACCUCAUUGGGGUUUCGCGGGGAGGCCCUCGCGAGCGUGGCGGAGAUGUCGGGUGGCAUCGCCAUCACCACUCGAGUCUCAACAGACGUUACAGGAUCUUGUAUCAAGUAUACAAGGGAGGGCAAGGUUUUGCAAACGCAGCGGACGGCGGCGCCCGUGGGAACGACGGUAAAGAUCUCAGACUUUCUCAAGUACAUCCCCGUCCGCCGACAGACGAUUCUCAAAGGAGCCGCAAAAACUUUGAUCAAGAUCAAGAAACUCUUGCAGGCGUAUGCGUUUGCUCAGCCUUCUAUUCGUUUCUCUCUCAAGGUACUGAAAGCCAAGAAUGAAAACAACAACUGGAUGUAUGUUCCCAGCCCAGAUGCAGCAAUCUCCGAUGCCUCGGUCAAAAUCAUCGGCCGAGACGCUUCUUCUUGUUGUACGGUAAAGAGUGUUUCGUCCGACCUAGGCACACAAGAUGAAUCGGGAUCCAAUCAAGUUUGUUAUAAUCUGGAGGCCUUCCUUCCAGGCUGGGAUAUAGAUUUCUCAAAGGUCAACAACAUUGGUCAAUUUGUCAGUCUCGAUGGCAGACCUUUGGCCUCAUCCAGAGGCAUUGCACAAGCUAUCACCAAGUUAUACAAAUCCUGUAUUCGAUUGGCUGCCUCAAAGACUCAGCCCUCGGUAUCCAUCACUGACCCAUUCCUUUGCAUUCAGCUGAAAUGCCCACGUGGUGUCUACGAUGUGAAUAUUGAGCCAAGCAAGGAUGACGUUAUCUUCGAGGACCGGAACGCUAUCAUGUCACUAGUUGAAACGCUCUUUCGGGAUCACUAUGGUCAACUUCCUCGUGAUGCAAAGGCUAACGCAGUCAAAGGCAAAGCCGCAUCACCAGCAAAGAAGGGUGAAAACGGAUCUGAGUUCAAUGUCCUUAUGGCUAGGGAACGACAUGAAAAUGAUGUUCCUACGCAACCGACCGAUAUGGGAGAGAUCCUUGGGGAUCUUACGAUACCGCCUUCCCACAGCCAUGCUAAAUCACCCGCAAGAUCAGCAAUCUCUGUUCCCCCUAGUGGUGAUGACAGAACGGAGGACCAGGGUGAUCAGUCCUCUACUUCUUCCAACACUCAGCAAUCGCGCUUCCUCAAUCCGUGGUCCAUUACCCAAAUGAAUACGCCAUUCCAGACACCGCGCAGAGAUCCCGGGAGUCGACCAUCUGUGUCUCCAGAUUUCCAGCGCGAAACUCAAGAGCCCAGCCGGCCAAUCUCGAAAUCCGGUCGUAGUCCCCAGUCACCUCCAGAAAGUCCAGAAUUAGUUUCUUCUGUUGCCGGAAUGUCCUCGAGAUCUCCAAAAAGUCGUCGACCUCGGAAUACUCAGGCUUCUCAUGCUGAAUCAGCAGCGGGCCGUGUUACGGCAAGUGAAAAGAGAGCGGCACGAGAGCAGGACAGAGAGCGAUACGGCAACGGGGCCCUUGAUACUUGGUUUCAACGAACCACGCAAACCUCAAUGGGUCACACACCUCUCGAUCAACUACGGGAAAUUGAUGAGAUUGUUCCUACCUUGCCACAUAUAUCCCGAAAACGAUUCGGUGCCGCACCAGCCGACACGCAAAAUGAGAAUGGAACCUGUGAAAAAUCCAAGGAGAUAUCGAGCGGUACCUCAAACGGAAGCGAUUCGUCAGCACCUUCUCCUGGAGAGCCUACAUCAGCAAUCAAUGUCCAAGAGGGUUCAAUGGAUAGCGGGAGGGGUUUCCCCGUUCUUGAACAUUGGGCCGCGAGCCUCAAGGAAGGAUUCAACGCCAAGUCUUCGGGGCUGGAAUGGGCAAUGGACUUUGAACAGCGCAAGAAAGAAGCAAACGAAAAGUUCCGCGCCCGACCUGCAGUUUAUAGUCAAGUAUCAAGCCAACCACAGAGCACUCAGUUUUCAAAGACGCCUCACCAAAACAGAUUCAUCGCUGCCAAAGCUGCCCUGGCAGCUGAGCGACCUUUUACAGUGGAGGAACUUCAUGGUACGGGACUAUCGCCCCAUGAUCCUAGGGCAUAUCUCAUGCGCCGAAAGCGUGACAAUCGAUCUAAUGAUCAACGCCAAGGAACGUCAAAAUUGAGGCGCAUUCAUCUUGGCCGCCUGCCCUUUGAACGCAUUCCAGAUGGCUGUGAUCUUCACAAUGUCAGCCUACCGGUGACCGCAGACAUGAGCUCAAUACUUACCACUUGCCGUCUGAUGUCUCCUCUUGACUCAUAUAUUAAAUAUGGACAAGAGGCUGGAGCUUUUGAAGGAUCUGGCAUUGACAACCUCGCUCAAGAUUUGAAUCAAAAGCUACAACUCAUCAUCGACACGCAUUACAAGCGAGCACCCGGUACUCGUUCCAUCGGCCAGAUCGACAUGUCCACUGUUAUUGCGGAGUGUCUGAAACACCAUCAAAAAUGA
This is a messenger RNA of Penicillium argentinense, 2670 nucleotides long. Its product is annotated as putative DNA mismatch repair protein. Gene Ontology annotation, cellular component: MutLalpha complex. NCBI's taxonomy places the organism in Eukaryota, Fungi, Ascomycota, Eurotiomycetes, Eurotiales, Aspergillaceae. The transcript is spliced from 3 exons. Gene Ontology annotation, biological process: mismatch repair. The record is from RefSeq and is a predicted model, not a curated record. The coding region runs from base 1 to 2670 and encodes 889 amino acids. Gene Ontology annotation, molecular function: mismatched DNA binding; ATP-dependent DNA damage sensor activity; ATP binding.